CCGGCCGGGGCUCCGGAGAGGCGCCGCUUGCCGGUUCCCGGAGCCGCCCUGUUGCCGCCGCCUCCUUCCUCCGCUCGCGGUGAGCCCGUCAGUCCCCGCACUGUGCUCGCCUCCGUCUGGGCCAUGGAUGGUGUUGUUACAGAUCUUAUAGCAGUCGGUUUAAAGCGGGGGUCUGAUGAGCUUCUUUCUUCUGGCAUCAUUAACGGACCUUUUACCAUGAACAAUUCCACUCCUUCUGCAGGUGUGUAUGCUAAUGGGAAUGACAACAAGAAAUUUAAAGGAGAUAGACCUCCCUGUUCGCCUUCCCGUGUUCUCCAUCUUCGCAAAAUUCCAAGUGAUGUCACCGAAGCAGAGGUCAUAUCAUUAGGUCUACCAUUUGGCAAAGUAACUAAUCUUUUGAUGUUGAAAGGAAAAAGCCAGGCUUUCUUAGAAAUGGCUUCUGAGGAAGCUGCUGUUACUAUGGUGAAUUAUUACACUCCUGUUACUCCUCACCUUCGAAGCCAGCCUGUUUUUAUUCAGUAUUCCAAUCACAGAGAACUUAAGACUGACAAUCUGCCUAAUCAAGCUAGAGCCCAAGCUGCGCUGCAGGCGGUCGGUGCGGCCCAGUCAGGAAGCCUGGCCCUUCCUGGAGCGCCUCCCAAUGAAGGCACAGUCCUGCCGGGCCAGAGCCCUGUGCUCCGAAUAAUCAUUGAGAACCUCUUUUAUCCUGUUACCCUGGACGUUCUUCAUCAGAUAUUUUCUAAAUUUGGCACAGUCUUAAAGAUUAUCACCUUUACAAAGAAUAAUCAGUUUCAAGCCUUGCUUCAGUAUGCUGACCCAUUGAAUGCACAUUAUGCCAAAAUGGCUCUGGAUGGCCAGAAUAUCUAUAAUGCAUGCUGCACUCUGCGUAUUGACUUCUCCAAGCUCACCAGCCUUAAUGUGAAAUAUAAUAAUGACAAAAGCAGAGACUUCACUCGCUUAGACCUUCCCACUGGUGAUGGCCAGCCAUCCCUUGAACCCCCUAUGGCUGCUGCUUUUGGUGCACCAGGAAUCAUUUCCUCGCCGUAUGCAGGGGCUGCUGGAUUUGCCCCUGCUAUUGGAUUUCCUCAAGCUACAGGUCUGUCGGUCCCAGCUGGACUAGGUCCCGGAGCGCUCGGCCCCCUCGCAAUCACCUCCUCCGCUGUCACUGGAAGGAUGGCCAUUCCUGGGGCUGGUGGUAUGCCAGGAAAUUCUGUUCUGCUUGUCACCAAUCUUAAUCCUGAUCUAAUAACACCACAUGGACUUUUUAUACUAUUUGGAGUAUAUGGUGAUGUACAUCGAGUGAAGAUAAUGUUUAAUAAGAAAGAAAACGCAUUGGUUCAGAUGGCAGAUGCAAAUCAAGCUCAACUAGCAAUGAACCAUCUGAGCGGUCAGAGACUUUAUGGGAAGGUGCUUCGUGCUACACUGUCCAAGCAUCAAGCAGUUCAGCUUCCUCGAGAGGGACAAGAAGACCAAGGUCUGACUAAGGAUUUUAGCAAUAGUCCUUUGCAUCGCUUUAAAAAACCUGGCUCUAAAAACUUCCAGAAUAUUUUCCCCCCAUCAGCUACUCUGCAUCUUUCCAACAUCCCCCCCUCUGUUACAGUAGAUGACCUGAAGAAUCUUUUCACAGAAGCUGGAUGUUCAGUGAAGGCUUUUAAAUUCUUCCAGAAAGAUCGCAAAAUGGCACUCAUUCAGUUGGGAUCUGUGGAAGAAGCAAUCCAGGCCCUCAUUGAGCUUCAUAACCACGACCUUGGAGAAAAUCAUCACCUCAGAGUUUCCUUCUCAAAAUCUACAAUCUGACUUUUCUGUGAAUUUUUCUCCUAAGACUGGACCAUAAUUUUAGUAAAACCUUCAGACAUAGACUGAAGCAGCUCAAGACCAAUUCUGCCUCUUUUUCAAAAAUAACUCUUUCUGAGUUUGACGUUCAAGUAUAUUAAAAAAAUCAAGGGAUGUUCUCUUUUCCCACUUCUCCCCUCUGCCAGUACGUCAUCAGAGGCGUGUUUUUCCUUUGUACCAUUGUUUCUAAAAUGAAAAUAAUUUUCAGGAAAAAAUUUUUUUUCCAGUAAUUUAAUUCCCUAUAUUAAAUUGGAUUUCAAGAGGACAGACUUUCUUUUAAUUUGGGUCCAGAUCAGCCUUAUACAACAUUUCUAAACUCCUUUGUACUUUGAAAAAUUUAAACAGAUAGACUUUUAAAAUUACUUGACGUAAAUAAUUUAAAUGACCUACAACCAAGUUUUUAACUUUAUGAUUCAGAAAUUUGAGUCCUGUAGGAAACUAUGUUCUCUUGUAAGUUAUAACAGUUAUUUGGCAUAUAUUGAUACUUAUUAUACAUAAAUUGGGUUGUAUUGGAAGCAAAUUGAUAAACUCGCAUGUUUUCUUUCAGUUUUUUUUUUUUCCCACUGUAAGACACUCCUUUGCAUAUCUUUAACUUUUUGAAACUAUUUGGAGAAUGAAAUGUCUCAAUUGUCUCCAGGGAAAUUAUGUGGAAUCCAACCAGGAUCUAUUAAGGUGUCAGAAUAAUUAAUUUUAUUCGGGAAAAUCAUGUUUUAAAUUUCACAAUGACAGUUGCCUAGUAAUAUGAUCUUGGAAAAUUUAAAAAGAAAAAUAAUCCUACUUAUAAACUACUUUUUUAUAGUUUUCAGAAAAAAGUUUACAGUCUUAAGGAAAAUAUUCAGGUCUAUCAUAUGGUUUGACAGAUUUUUUAAAAGUUAUUUUUGGUAAAGUCUUCUUUUAGAAAAAAAAUUAAUCUCAAGGGUUUUUUGUACCACUAUAAUCUCUAAUACUUAUUCAGAAUUACUGUGUAUUUACUUAAUUUCCUAUUAUGUGCCUUAUUAUGUGCUUAUGAUAUAAUAGGUUAGAGUUUUAUCCAAGUAUCUUAAAAGCUAUAUCGUGGGCUUGGUGAGCAUUUGUUUUUUCUUUCCUUGUUUUGGCAAGACUUUUAAAGUUUUGUUUUGUUUUUUCAAUUGAAAUUUUAAGUGAUUUUCAAGAAGUAAUAGUUGCUAUUCAAAUUUUUGGUGCUUUGGUGUAGAGGUGGGGUGGGGAAGCGUUAAAUGGUUUUGGGAAUAACUCAGUGCACACCUGUAGGCCUCUUCAUACUGUGACCAGUAGUGGUCAUUGCGCUUAUAGCAUACCAGUUUGGGGCUAUACAAUGCAGUCUCCGUUUCUGGAUCUUGUCUAAUCUUUAUCACCCAUUAGAAUUUGUCUCAGGAUUGCUUGGUUUUUGUCAUAUACUCAAGUGAGCACUUGCUUUUCUUUGUUAAUGAAGCUCCGUACUGAGUGCGUGCCCACAUAUAUGCAGUAUGGGAAGGAGUGGGUUCUUGCUCUACUCUGUCCCUCUCUCUUUUCAGUUGAAUGUAAGCAUAUGUUUUAAUGUUGUUUCAGUGAUUGUAUAAUGUAAAAUUAUUUCUUUUAAAUUAGAUACUUUGCAUUGAUUACUUAUUCCUUCAGUGCUUGAGUAGGUUUUUUAAAGCAGAAUUUGUUAAAAGGGUCAUUUUUGUCUACCCCUUUUUCACUUUUCUCAGAUUCUCAAAGUGGCUCAUCUCACCUUUUAAAAGAAUAUCUCAAUCUCUUAUUAUAUUCCAACCAUUAAAUUAAACAGGAAAAUUUUAACAAAAAAAAUUUGCAAAAAUAUUGGAGAAUACAAAAGACAUUCUGGAUUGUUCAAAAGCAAAAUUCCCUCAACGCUGAGCAACAGUUAGUUGGAAGAAUAUGAAGGACACUAAAUUGAGAUCUUUGAAAUGGAUCAGUUUUAGUAUUGGCUGAUAGGUGUACUCAUAUAUCUAGGGUUUUUUUUUUUUUCUUCUUUUUUUCACUUAUAAAAUAUAUUUUUACCAAAACACUGAGUAAGAGGGAAGGGAGAAAAAUCCAGUUUCUUUAAGAAAUCACUCCAAGUUUGCUUCAUUUUUUUCCUUCUUUACAAGCACUAUUGUAAUUUUCAGUUAUAUUUUAAAUUGGAUGUUUUUUUCUUUUUGAGUUAGAAAUUACUGUGUAGUUUGAAUUCAUGAUUCUCGUAACAUUCAGUGUAAGUGUAGCAGAAGUGUAGCAGAAGGGAGAUCAUAAAUGGUGUUGAAUGUAAUUUUGAAGUAGGAAAUGGCCUUUAUAUUUGAGAGAGAACAUUUGAAUCCUUUUCAGGGCUUUGUGUGUGUGUGUGUGUGUGUGUAUAGAUGAGUGUAUAUACAUACAUACACUCCUCUGAUGUUGUACAUACAUAUGUACAUUACAUACAUCUUAAAUUAUUGACCAAAAACAUUAAUCAAAUUAAGAUUUGGAAAAGUGAGAUAUUCUUAUUUAAAACUGUGUUCGAAACCAUCAGUUUGUGUCUAAAAUUAGCUGUAGCACAUGGAUGUUGUUCAUAUUGGGCUGUUUGCUCUUUGAAUUAUAGAGGUCUACAGUAUUUGUGUUGACAUAGUUUCUGUAAAAAGAUUAAAAAAUAUCAGGGCAGUGAAAAAACUAGAUCUUUGUAUUUUUUGUUUUGGCAUGCAGUUAGUUGAUAUCUUCUAAGCAAUGUUUUGUUGUUGUUGAGCUGUGGUAGUAUCCUAUUUUAAAGUUUAUUUACUUUAUUUCCAGGAGAAUUGUCUUAUUUUUGGAGGUGUCUGACUUUGACACAAAUUAUAUAUAUUUAGGACUUUUAAAAAUAGCAGUACAAAAUGAAUAACCAACAAAAACCUAUAGUAUGGAACUCUGAAAAAAAAAAUAGCAGUACACAUUAAAUGGUAGCAAUUUAUGCCAAAAACUUUUGAGAUGUAAAUAACUUGCAUAGUAGUAAAUUGUGUUUUGUGUGAGAUACAAAUAGGAAAAUAAGCUUAAUAAUUUGAUAACUUACUGGAGAGUAUCAGAAUUGCCCAGUAGUGCCUACAGAAUGCCUUUGUUUAAGGCUAAGUUACUUGUAGUAAUGUUUCUGAUUUUGUUGUUGAAAGUUGCAAAUCUCAUAGUUUCUAGAGACACAGUUUUUGCCUGCCUGGUUCCUUAUGGGAGCAGUGUUUCUUUGGCUCCACCAGUGGCGCCCCACUCCAGUACUCUUGUCUGGAAAAUCCCAUGGACAGAGGAGCCUGGUGGGCUGCAGUCCAUGGGGUCGAGAAGAGUCGGAUAUGACUGAGUGACUUCACUUUCACUUUCCACUUUCAUGCAUUGGAGAAGGAAAUGGCGACCCACUCCAGUGUUCUUGCCUGGAGAAUCCCAGGGAUGGGGUCGCACAGAGUCGGACACGACUGAAGUGACUUAGCAGCAGCAGUAGCAGUAUGAUCAUCAUAGGUUCUGCUUCAGUUGAUUAGAAGUAACGCUCUUGAAUGUCUCUGUUCAGUUUUAUAUAAACUUUUGGAAACUUCCAUGUUAUUAAGCAGCCAGGUUAUACAGUGAUUGUAUUAUCAUGUAAUUCCCCUUCUGUUCCCACUAAAUAUUUUUUGGACGAAAGAUGACAAGCUCAAGAGUAUGUGUUCCCCUGCCCCCAGUGAGUCACUUAAAAACCUUAUUUGCCAAAUUGUCAGGCUCUCUCUUAGAAAAACUACUGUGUACUGCUAUUUUUAAAACCAAAAAGACACCAUGACUAUGGGUAAAAGCAUUUUUCUUAACCUUUCCUUUGUCUUGAUCUGUUGUUAACAAGAAUAAAACUGCCAGACUUAAAAUAAUCUACUAUUGUGCUAGAAAGAAAUACCAUUUAGAUUGCACAAAACUUUUCCCUUAAAGAAAAUGUAAUUCAGCUGUCUCUUAAUUCAGCUGUGUUAUUAUCUAGAAGACUAUUUGCAGUCUUUUUUCAGAGCAAAUUUUAACAGCUAGUUGUGAAUGAUUUAAAAAAUAGAAAAUUACUAAAAUAUCAGUUUGGGGGGUUUUAUAGAGGGAGAAAAACAAAAGAAACAGGACCAAAGUUUAUGUGCCUUCUUCAGUAGUCUUUCUUCCUAUUUGAGGUUUAGGUGGUAGUAUCAAUAUUCUGGUUUUCAGGAAAUGCAUACUAUAUAAUUUUAAAAGAAUGUUAUCCCACAGACCAUUCUUUCAAGGAAACAGUUGUAACUGUAAAAUGAAGUCUCAGUUAUACUUUUUGCCUUCCUCAUGUAAUAUUCAUAGCAUGUGCAGGUCCAAGAACAGAGCUGCUGUAAGUCUUUGUGGUAGUCAUCUUCAUUUCUGUAACCUGAGGCAUAUGUUCCAGAGAACAGGGGUAUUUUUCUGGCCCAGUGACCUUGGUGAUAAUAGUCAUGGUUGAAAGCUGCUUAUGGCAAGCUUAAAUCAGCACUGUAAACAGACUGUUGUUGUUGUUGUUUUUAGGUUAUUUUUAGUUCUUGAACCUGUGUAGUAGUUGUAAUAAUAAAUAUUUAAGUAACUAUUUUUUAUGUCAUUUACAAAAUCAUACUCUGGCCUUUUUUCCCUUUACCACUGAUACCCAGAUCUGUAAAAAAAAAUUCAUCCCACAUCCAAAAAGUACUAAUUAUAAAGAUUGCUAACCAAGCAGAGUUUUGCAUCAAAACGUCACCUCAUUGCUCUGACCAAAGACUGACUGUUCUGGUUUUGACUCCUUUCUGUUAAGCAUUUUUUCCCAAGCUCCUUUCUGAAAGAAGACCCAGUGCAAAGCGGCCUUUACUUUCUAUUUCCUAUUGGUGAAUAGACUACUUAGAGAAAAUGGGAGUUUAAAUGUGAACAGAAUGGGUUAGAUGAUAAGGGUUCAAUGGGCAUUUUCAGUACUGUAUUUAAGAAAAAAAAAAUAGCACAGCUAGGAGCCUCUGACAUUGUCUCGUGCUUUAUGUGGUCUGUUCAUAAAAUUCCCUUUUUCAGUUUAUAAGAAUGUUCAUCUAACAGAAGUAAAUGCUGUAAAUAUUUGUAACAACAUUUUUUUAAACCAGGCCAAAAAAGGGGGGAAAAAGCGGUUUUGGGGAACAAGUUGACAUAUAAAGUGGUUUUAUAUAAAACAUCAAUUGUCUUGUAUAUUUUGAUAAGCUGCAGUACCAGCUUUCAUUUGUAACACAGUUUGUGGCUUUGGAAGAAAAGGAUUCUGUGUUUGUCAAAGUGAAUCAUGUUAUAAAUGCAAAGAGACGAUAAAAUAUUAAAAAACAUAUUUUCUAA
Cervus elaphus (red deer) is the source of this 7044-nucleotide messenger RNA. It is a transcript of the gene PTBP3, whose product is annotated as polypyrimidine tract binding protein 3. The transcript has 15 exons. NCBI's taxonomy places the organism in Eukaryota, Metazoa, Chordata, Mammalia, Artiodactyla, Cervidae. Gene Ontology annotation, molecular function: mRNA binding. Gene Ontology annotation, biological process: regulation of cell differentiation; regulation of RNA splicing; mRNA processing. Bases 124 to 1797 code for a protein of 557 amino acids. The record is from RefSeq and is a predicted model, not a curated record. Gene Ontology annotation, cellular component: nucleus.